AUGAAGCUGCUCGACAGUAAUGUGGGUUUCCGAAUUGCAGCUGCGGCUGUUCUCCUUCUCUCAACAGUAACUCAUGCGGCCGAAAAAGACUCGUCAUCUACCGAUCCUUGUGCUGCCAUUGCCGGCAAAACGACUGCCAGUUUCAAAGAAGCAAAAGCAUGUCUCGACCACUUUCCCUUCAACAAGGAUUUUGCAGAUCAAACCAUCGACACAGUGCGAAAAGUGACCAACCAUCUUUACGUCUUCAAUGAAAUUGCUGCUUCUCCACCCAACGUGGAAGGUCUUGAAGUGGUUCCUGUCAACAUUUCCUAUGGCCUUGACAUCAUCAAGAAUCAAAAGUGGAAGUCUGAUCGAGAAUUCCAAGAUGCCGUUGCUUUGCUUUUGGAUAAAGUGCAAGAUGCCCACUUGGUCUAUUCGCCAUUUUGCUAUCGUCAAUUUAUCUUUUGGCAACCGAUUCAGCUCAAUUCUUUGAUCCGCAACCAACGCACCGUUGUCAAUGUUGCUUAUAUCAAGGAUGAUAUUUGGCCUGAUGCUAAGAAAUCAUGGGUCGGAUGCGAAGUCACCCAUAUCGACGAUCGUGAAGCACUUGAUAUGAUUGUCGAUUACGCCGUCAACAACAAUGGUGAAAGCAAAGAUGUCAACACCUGUUUCAACAACAUUGUCAACACCAAGAGCUAUUUCCAUGGUUGGGAUGAUGGCGCUGAUGAUUUGGGUUACCAUCGUUUCUUGCCCGCACAAGAAGUCCAUUCUUACACAAUGCGUUGUCCAAAGAAGGGCACUGAGCCAAAGGAUGAAGAUUACGAUGAACCUUUCACUGUCAAAGUACCAUGGAUUGCCGAAGUGCCACGUGGUUUUAGCGAUGCUUCUUCUUAUUGGGACAACUAUUGUCAAUCAGCUUAUUCAACAUCAUCCUUGGCUCGUCGUAAUGCAGCAUGGACCACUGAAAUCACCGAUGAACUUAAGCGUAUGCAUGAAGGACAAGCCUUUGAUUUAUCGCCCAACAACAAUGCUGUGGGUGGUAGCGAUGGCCGCUAUGUUGAAUUCAUCGAAUUGGAUCACAACGUCGGUGUCAUUGAUAUCCAAAGCUUUUCUAUUGCCAGUCAAGAUCGUGAUGCCUUUGUCAAGAACUUUACAGAAGGCUUGGAAGAAUUUGAAAAGAAGGGCGUCGAGAAGAUUAUCCUUGAUCUAUCACAAAAUGGUGGCGGCGAUGCAUGUGCUGGUGAAUUCAUCAUCAACUCAUUCUUCGAAUCGACCCCUGAUUACUUGUCCGAUGUCAAAUACUCGUCAUUCUUGGAACGUGUGAUCAGCAAGGCUUACUCGCAACAAGCAACAAAGUGGUAUGAUUAUCGUGCUGAAGGCUAUCCUGCUGGCAGCGAUCAAUGGUACAAGGACACCGUCACUUACAAGCGUGGCAAAGAACAAGUCAAGUUUUCAAAGCCUAUCACUCUCAGCUGUGAUAGCUGGAAUGCUGGUGUCAAACCAUACAAGAACUCGAAAUGGAAGGCUUCUGCUAUCAUGAUCCUCUCUGAUGGUCGAUGUGGUUCUACUUGUGCUAUUGUGGCUUCUCGUUUGCAUUUGUCUCACAAGGUGCCUGCUAUGGGCUUUGGCGGUAUCCGUGGCAACAGCAUGCAAUUCGCCUCUUUCCCUGGUGGUGAAAGUGAACGUCUCUCUGGUUUCUUGAUGGAUUUACAAAGCCUUGGAUUGCAAGAUGAUCCCGAUGCCCCCGAACCUUUCCCUGAAAGAGCCGAUAUGGGUUGGACCUUCCGUGAAGUAUAUCGUCCCAUGGAAAAGAAGGACAUUGGCAACGAGGAAUACUUGCUUGAAUACAGCGUCAACAAUGCUGAUUGCAGAAUGUAUUUCAAUGAUGAGAAUGCCGAUAACGUCAAGGAGCUCUGGCGACAAGCAGCACAGUUGAUGCUCAAUGAUGAAUGUCCUUUGCAAGAGUAG
This is a messenger RNA of Lichtheimia ornata, 1947 nucleotides long. RefSeq lists its product as uncharacterized. The coding region runs from base 1 to 1947 and encodes 648 amino acids. The record is from RefSeq and is a predicted model, not a curated record. Gene Ontology annotation, biological process: proteolysis. NCBI's taxonomy places the organism in Eukaryota, Fungi, Mucoromycota, Mucoromycetes, Mucorales, Lichtheimiaceae. Gene Ontology annotation, molecular function: serine-type peptidase activity. The transcript has 3 exons.